Messenger RNA from Pediculus humanus corporis (human body louse), 417 nucleotides. RefSeq lists its product as uncharacterized. NCBI's taxonomy places the organism in Eukaryota, Metazoa, Arthropoda, Insecta, Psocodea, Pediculidae. The record is from RefSeq and is a predicted model, not a curated record. The transcript is spliced from 2 exons. Bases 1 to 417 code for a protein of 138 amino acids. Gene Ontology annotation, molecular function: N-acetyltransferase activity.
AUGUUAAACGGUGUGGAAACAGAAGACAAAGAUUGCGAUGGUUCAUCGAUCAAAGAGCAAAAAUUACAAAAAAUAUUUGAUUUUUUGGCAAGCGUCGAUAAAGACGUUGACGAAUUAUCACAUUAUAACGUUAGCUCAAUAUUAGAAUUGAAAAUAUUAAGUGUUGAUUUUAAAUAUAGAGGAAGAGGAAUUGCUGGUAAACUUUACGAAUUAACCGAACAAUUGGCAAGGAAUAAAGGAUUUCAGCUUCUACGAACGGAUGCGACAGCAUUAUUUUCACAAAAGCUUUUCAUAAAAUACGGUUUUGAAACGUUAAAAGAAAUCAUUUACGAUGAAUAUCCAUCGAAAGAUGCUCCAUUAUUCAUCGUUGCACCGCCACACGUUUCAUUUAAACUCAUGAUAAAAAAAUUAUUUUAA